Molecule: messenger RNA, 3005 nt
Organism: Schistosoma bovis
Lineage: Eukaryota; Metazoa; Platyhelminthes; Trematoda; Strigeidida; Schistosomatidae
Source: the annotation of a GenBank genome assembly
CAGAUAUUGAUAAUUGGUUAUAUGACCUUAGUUGAGUUUAGUCCAUUUUUCAAAAAAGCAUUAGCGGUUAUUGUGCUUAAAAAACGAACAUCAAUCUCACAGAAAACAGAACGAUGGAUGAACUAUUUAGAUAAACGGUCUGGAAUAUGGGAUGUUCUCAAUCCAUCAGUGUUAGAGAAAUAGUCGAUUGUGGAGAAAAGCAAAUUUCAGGCAAUAUACUAUGAUACAUUAUUGAUACAAUUGCUUAGUUAUCGACUUAGAAUAACUUAUUGAUAAUGAAUCAUGUUGAUCGUGACCAUUCAUUAACUAAAGCAAAUGGUGAGAAAAGAAACUCUCAACUGUAUAGUUUAGGAGCUGCUCUUCUUAUACAAAAAUGGUACCGGCGUUAUCAAGCACGUCUGGAAGUCAAACGAAGAUGCGCUUGGAUGAUUUAUCAGACAUUAGAGUAUGCAGGCGAACAAAAUCAUGCAAAGCUAUACGAUCUAUUUCAUGAUCUUAUAUCACACGCAUCCAGUGGAGAAACAGCAAACACCGAUGUUAAUUCUGACUGUCCACAUAGUCCAGAUGUAAGAUUUUUAACGAUUCCAGAAACUGACAUUGAUGAACCGUUAGAUUUAAACAUCUGGAAUGGUGAUUGGUUACCAUCAAUACCGUCAAAUUAUCAAGGAAUAAAGUUGUACUUUCCCAUAGAUAUGAAUCAAGUUGCCAUGAUGAUGGAAUCAUUUGUUAAUGGAUAUCAACUUCACGCAAGAUAUGUAUUUCAAAUUUUAUGCGAAUCCAGACAAUGUAUCAUGUCACGUCCAAAUAUUCAAAUGGCAUCAACAUCAAUAUCUCGACAUAUUACCGUUGUUGGUGAUCUACAUGGACAAUAUAGUGAUCUUCAAAUUAUUUUAUAUAAAAACGGGAUGCCAGAUGUAACGAAUCCUUACGUAUUCAAUGGGGAUUUUGUUGAUAGAGGUAGAAAAUCUGUAGAAACAUUAUUAACUAUCUUAUGUUUAAUGUUGGUUCGACCAACUUCAGUAUUUAUAAACAGAGGCAACCAUGAAGAUCUUUAUGUAAACUGUCAAUAUGGAUUUAUAAAGGAAAUUCAAAAGAAGUAUAAAUCUUCAGCUGGUAUGCUAGUGAAAUGUUUUGCAGAAUUUUAUCGUUAUCUUCCGGUGGCCACAUUAAUUGACGAUAAAAUUUUUGUCUGUCAUGGUGGUAUAUCAGAUGAAACUGAUUUGAACACAUUAGGAAAUUUAAACAGAUUCUCAUAUCAAGAUUUACUUUGGAGUGAUCCACAAACACAAUCAGGAUUAUUAAUGAAUGAAAGGCGUGGUUUAGGGUGUUCAUUUGGUCCUGAUAUUACAAACUUAUUUUUGAAUAAACAUAAUUUAAGCCUACUUAUUCGUUCACAUGAAUGUAAACCUGAAGGAUUUGAAUGGUCACAUAAUAAACAAUUAUUAACUAUAUUCUCAGCAUCAAACUAUUAUACAGAUGGUUCAAAUCGUGGCGCCAUUGCUAGAAUUUCUGUUGAUGGUUCUAUACAAAUAAUACAAUAUGUAACUGGUGGACAGAAAAAAUUCAAAACACUAAGACAAAAAGUUAGUUGGGCUGAAGAAUCAGCAUUAACGGAUUUAAAAAACAAAAUCGGUGCUUAUUCAACAGAAUUAAAAAGAGAAUUUCAAUCACUUGAUCCUACAAAUACUGGCAGAAUUUCUAAAUUAGAAUGGUGUAAAGCAAUGGAAAAAGUGUUAGAUUUAAAGUUACCAUGGAGUACACUUCAACCACGUUUAGUUGUUACAUCUAAAAUACCAAAUCAAGUAGAAUAUUUAACAACAUUUCAAAAACUUACUACUUAUAAUACCCCAUCAAAGGUGCCACCUUCAGUCACUGAAGAAAUGUAUAAAUUUCGUGAUGUACUUGAAGGAAUCUUUAGAGCAAUGGAUAAAGAUAAUUCAGGUCGAAUUUCAUUAAAUGAAUUUAAACAAGCUUGUUUACGUUUACCGAAAUGGACAAAAAUCGACGAACAAAUAGUAAUGGAUAUGGCACGUUCAAUUGAUAUUAAUAAAGAUGGUUUAAUUGAUUUCAAUGAAUUUUUAGAAACAUUUAGAUUAGUUGAAUCCGAUCAUGAUCAUUAUGAAUCAAUAACUGAUCAACAAAUAGAUGAAUGAAAUCACUGAAUUUUUUUUUUAUUUUUUAAAAAGAAGAAGGAAAAAAACGUUUCUUUAUUAAACUAUUGAAUUAGAUUGAUGCAACCAUUUCUGUUUUAUUAUUUUUGAUCUAAUCAAAAUAAACAGAGUGUAUUUAUGUUUCCUUGGAUUCUUAUCCUUCAAUUAAAUUUCAUUUUUUCCAGAAAAUAUGUUAUUCCUUAUUAUAAAAAGUGGAAUACUCUAUUUUAGAAAGUCACUAUUAAUCUGUAUAUGAAUUCAUUAUUAUUUUAUGAAACUUACUAAUGAUUCAAUUAGAAACUAUGACAAAUCAUCAAUUGUUUAAAUUCACUAUUCAUUUCUUUAUGAUUACAUGAUUUGCAUAAUUUGAAAUAAACAAGAGCUUUUAACACUUUAAAAUGUAUAUUAUUCAACGCUUAGCGUUUUUUUUUACAUUUUUGUGUGUAUACAGUUAACCACACCCAGUUGGUAACAAAAAGGAAAUAUUCACUGCAACCUCGCCUAUCUUUCUUCUUCUUCUUCGUCUUCUUCUCACGACUUUUUUUUCAUUGUGUUCUGUCUUUUUUAAGUGUACUUUUUUUAUAUAAUCAAGUUUAUGUUAUGGAUAGUGAAUCGAUUUGGUCGAUUGAUUUUAAAUACCAUUAUUUUGUAAAUAAAAUUGUCUCUGAAUCUCUUCUCCUUUUUUAAUCGUUUUAAAAUGUUCUCUUUGGAGAAAAUGGAUUGUUUUACACUAUUGAACUGAUUAACUGUUAGAAAGCCUUAGAGAUUAUCAUUAUCAUAUGCCUUAGUGAAUACUUGGAAGACUUCACUUGAUUUGUGCUUUUAAAUCAUUAUGAAAUGAUAACAUAGUGUGUA